This is a messenger RNA of Chelmon rostratus (copperband butterflyfish), 839 nucleotides long. It is a transcript of the gene dusp14, whose product is annotated as dual specificity phosphatase 14. Gene Ontology annotation, molecular function: MAP kinase tyrosine/serine/threonine phosphatase activity. Lineage: Eukaryota; Metazoa; Chordata; Actinopteri; Chaetodontiformes; Chaetodontidae. Gene Ontology annotation, cellular component: cytoplasm. The transcript has 2 exons. Gene Ontology annotation, biological process: protein dephosphorylation. The record is from RefSeq and is a predicted model, not a curated record. Bases 204 to 839 code for a protein of 211 amino acids.
UGCAGGUGUAUGUCCGGAGUGUGGGAGCAGCCUGCCGGAUCGGUGCAGGCAGUGAAGGCGCUUUGAAAACCUCCAUCUCUGGCCGGGAGUCGACUGGAGCUGUCUGGCUGGUCCCGCUGCACUACUAUGACUCUGAGCUCCUGAAGAUUUUGCUCUUAUUAAAAACAAUUCGCCGUCCCUCUUGCAGCCCACUUGAUUCCUCGAUGGGUUCCCGCAGCCAAGGCUUCUUCCACCACCACCACCACCACCACCACCGUAGCUCCAUGGUGCCCGCUGCGGUGCCGAGGCUGCUGCCUGAGAACGGCAGCCUGCUGGGCGGCAUCGCGCAAAUCACCCCCAACCUCUUCCUCAGCAGAGGGAACGUGGCGUCCAACCGCAGCCUGCUGCUGUCCAAAGGCAUCACCUGUGUGGUCAACGCCACCAUCGAGCUCCCCAACUUCAACUGGCCUCACAUGGAGUACGUAAAGGUCCCGCUGGCCGACAUGCCUCACUCCCCCAUCUCCUUGUACUUCGACAGCGUGGCUGAUAAGAUCCACAGCGUGGGACGAAAGCGGGGGGCGGUGCUGGUGCACUGUGCAGCGGGGGUAAGCCGCUCAGCCUCUCUGUGUCUGGCGUACCUCAUGAAGUAUCACCGCGUGUCUCUGGCCGAGGCCCACGCCUGGGUCAAAGCCCGCCGCCCCGUCAUCAGGCCCAACGGCGGCUUCUGGCGCCAGCUCAUCGAGUACGAGAGGAAGCUGUUCGGUAGAAACUCUGUAAAGAUGGUGCAGACGCCCUACGGGGUCAUACCUGAUGUUUAUGAGAGGGACCGCAGGAGCCUGGCUCCAUACUGGGGCCUGUGA